Micromonas commoda is the source of this 557-nucleotide messenger RNA. RefSeq lists its product as hypothetical. NCBI's taxonomy places the organism in Eukaryota, Viridiplantae, Chlorophyta, Mamiellophyceae, Mamiellales, Mamiellaceae. The transcript has a single exon. The record is from RefSeq and is a predicted model, not a curated record. Bases 22 to 456 code for a protein of 144 amino acids.
CGCACGUAACCCUGGAGAAAAAUGGCCGCCAUGAUGUGCUCCUCCGCGAUGCUCGCGCGCACGACCGCUCCCCGCUCGUCCGUCAGGUCUCGCGCGGUCAAGUGCGCCGCGGCUAAGCCCGCUCGCCAGGCCCCGGUGAGGAAAUCUCACAACGAGUCGAUGAAGAAAGUCGCUCCGGUGCUCGGUGGCGUCGCCGCGCUUGGCCUCGCGCAAGUCCUCGCGCCCGCGCCCGCCGCUGCUUUGAGCAUUACCGAUCCGGUGUUCGGCGACAUCGAGGUGUGGCAGUUCAUCGUGCUCACCGCGGGCUAUUGGCUUGGCAUCGAGUACUAUCUCGACAAAAAGUACGACGACGAUAAGAAGGAUUCCGCGUCGAUCAUGCCCAAGGUGUCCGAGGCGAAGAAGUCCACGUUCGCCGAGGCUGCGGCGAAGCAGGAGGACGGUGGUUCCUCGGAGUAAACGGGGAGACGAGGAGUGGGUGGGGUUCGGUCGAUGCUGUGCGUAUUAGUCAGCCGCUUCGUCCGGAGAUAGCGUUUCGUGUAAAAUAUUGUUUUCACUGA